Molecule: messenger RNA, 4940 nt
Organism: Ectocarpus sp. CCAP 1310/34
Lineage: Eukaryota; Phaeophyceae; Ectocarpales; Ectocarpaceae
Source: the annotation of a GenBank genome assembly
GGCUCUCCGGUCGUGUUCUCUGUUUCGAGCGCCCGUCCUCUGCGAAACUAGCUUGGACAGCGAGCUUUCGCUUGGCACGUCGCCCGAGAGCAACCAUGGACGAAUUAGGAGGGACAUCACCCCUCCAAUUGCUGCAAGAUGACUUCGAGUCUUCGGACCAGGAGAUACGUCUGAAGGCGCUCAAGCGUGUAAAGCUGGUUGCGGAUGUGCUUGGCCCGGAAGUGACCCGAAGCGAGCUCAUUCCUUUCAUCAAUACUAUUGUGGAGGAUGAUGAUGAGAUAUUGCUUGCCCUCGCCGAAGCUUUGGGGCAGCUGGUGCCCGCGGUGGGAGGCCCGGGCCAUGCGGCUCUUCUAUUGCCUAGCUUGGAGAACCUAGCGGCGAUGGAGGAGACGGUAGUGCGGGAUAAGGCGGUGGAGUCAGCGUGCAUGGUUAUUGGACUCAUGCAAGGCGGUCAGCAAGAGGUGGCGGACAUGGUGACUCGGCUGAGUACAGGAGACUGGUUUACGGCCAAGGUGUCUGCUUGUGGGCUGUUCACUGCAGCUUACAAGCACAUCUCAGAACACGACCAACGCACGUUGCUGCGUGCACAGUUUGACGUCCUGGCGAAAGACACAGAUACGCCCAUGGUCAGGCGGGCCGUAGCGUCCAACGUGGGCAAUUUCGCCGGGGUGGUUGAAGGUCACUUGCUUUUGAGCGACGUGGUGCCUGUGUUCGAAGCAUUGGCUUCAGAUGACCAGGACAACGUCCGUUUACUGGCAGUGGAACAAGCCGGCAAAGUGGCCAAGGCUUUGGUGGACCAACAACUGGAGGAUGAGUGUGCGUCUCAUAUCGUACCUGUUAUCAAGCGCGCGGUGGAGGACCGCAGCUGGCGGGUACGUUGUGCAAUGGCGCGGGGCUUCGCGAACGCAGCGCAUGCUGUUGGACCGAAGCUGACGACGGUAGAGCUGUUGCCCUGCCUCACGAGCCUUCUUCAAGACCACGAAACCGAAGUGAGGGCAGCAAUGAUCAAGGACAUCUCAAGCUUCGUGGAUUUGGUCGGACCAUCUACAUUCGCCAGUCAAGUAAUGCCAUACGUGCUGGCACUGCUUCAGGAUGUGAACCUGAAUGUCCGGAUUGCCCUAUCGAACGCAUGCAUGAAACUUGCGCCCAAGCUUGGUCAGGAGCACACGAUGACUCACAUCUUGCCGAUGCUUCUGGCCUUCCUGCGGGAUGAGUCCUCAGAGGUACGACUGCAUAUUCUUCUUCAAUUGGAUGGCCUGGCGGAGUGGAUGCCAGCCAUGGCAGAGCAGGUGCUUCCUCUGGUCCUUGAACUUGGGCAAGACAUCAUCUGGAGGGUGCGGAGGGCGGUGAUGGUCAGCGUUCCUCUCUUGACGGAGAGGAUGGGGGUGAAUUACUUUGAAGAGAAUCUGCUGGAACUUUACCUGCAGGCAUACCGGGACAGCGUGAACGAGGUACGGGUCGGCGCAUCAGAGGGGUUGCAACGACUGUGCAAGGUUUGCGGCGCAGAUUGGUUGCAGGAGAAGGUCCUGCCGCGUAUACACGGGUUCUAUGACGAAUCUACAUUCUACCUCAUCAGGAUCGCAAUCCUAAACGCGCUCAAGAAACUGGCCAACGGAGAGGGGAGUGCGGCAAGCGUCCUGGUCGGGGACGUGCUUCAGUUGGUUCUUCGAGGGGCGCAUGACAGCAUCCCCAACGUGCGGUUUACGGCUGUACGCGCUCUUCAAGAGAUGGCACCACACCUUGACGCUGGGGCUGUGGACUCGCAGGUGCGCCCGUGCCUGACGGAGCUGAUGCAAUCUGAUCCAGAUGACGACGUGAAAUUUUUUUCUGCACAGGCCUUGGAAAGCAUUCGCUGAUGGAAAGUUAUAUGUGUGCGAAGGCGAAAAGGGGCGUGAUGCAUCCAAACGCACGGCGGCAAGAGAUUUCCCGUGUCGCUGGUUGGGUUGUAACGUUGUAACACUGUAAUGGGUAUCGCUUCUGAACUUCACGAGAGGCAAAUGUUUUUGUUUGAUUGUUCACAAAGGGCGGGCAUAUGGGGCAGAAGGGGUGGCAAAUAGUAAUUUGCGCAAGGUCAGCACGUGACCUGUCGAAAUUGCCGUUUUGAUCUUUCGGGGCAAGUACAAGGCGAGCACCAACGUAUUUAGUGGCGAAAUCGAGCCCGUAAAUCGUUCACCAACAGUGAACGUAGGACGGUGUCCUUCCACCAGUUUCUUCUUACAUGCGUUGCGGCAACUACGGUCUCGCGUGACCUAGCCGGCGUACACAAACGAGUCGCAAGCAUCCGUGAAUUCUUGGCCGUGUUGUUUCGUUGGAGCGGUUCUCUGCAACACCUCAUCCAUGCCGACGAGACUUCAUCGCUUUGCGUUCCUACUCGACGAUCUCGAUCGCCGGCGCUUGCGUCGGCUAAAUUCUGCUUUAGUGCCAAGCCGCAACUUAUCUACCAACGCCGUACCUUCUUCGUCUAAGUCGACCAAGUUUCGGCGAACGGUGGGUUCCGAAGGAACACCACCAGCACCGUCCGCUGCAGCAACAGAUAACUUCGAAGUAGUCGGCACACCGCUGCUACUCCCCGCCAAAUGCUCGUCCCACUCGCCCACCCCCUCUCCAGAAUCUGAUAACAAAUCGAGGUCGUCCCCCCCGCCGCUCGUCUUGUCCCUCCCCAGACCUGCGAGCGACUUGAAAACCGACCCCGCCUUUGCCUGCUGACCAAAGGCUCUGAUAUUGCCCGCCGUACUCGGACGACGAGACCCCGCAUCCGCCAUACUUGGACUUGGAGUGCGAGACCUCGCGUCAAGCUCCUCUCCCCGUGGCACUACUGUGUGACUUUUCUCCUCAGCACCACCCGACUCUGUCGGGCUACCGUUGGUGGUCAGACCACCUAUUUCGUGUCGAGUCAAAAACGCCGCGGACACCCGGCCAUACUUGCUUGGUGGGACCGCUAGGCUGGAAGGAUCUCCGCCUCCAACUGGAUCAUCGUCAUCGGCCGUUGGGUCGUUCGACAUGAACUUAUCAUAUGAGAACGCCGACGAUUUCUGGUGUCCCAGCGAAGCACGGCGAUCCCGUCCUUUCGAAUCCCAUGAGGUGGCGAAGCGGCUGCACAGGGAUGAGGCGAUCAGACCAAGAGGCUCCGGUGCGUAGACCCGGGCACAUUCGCCUACCAGCGAAGAUGUUGCCAGAACGUACCUUCCUAUCGAACGUCUCGAAAGAGUUCUAUAAACCCUCGACGGGGGGGAAAGGUUUUUCUGCUGCCCUCCCCGGGUACGCACCCCUGCUUCUGAAAUGCCUCGGCCGCCAUGCCCCCCCCCAACAAAAUCUUCUGGGCUGCUGCCGGAUGUUCCUCUUGCUCGGAUCGCAUUCAGAUAUUCUGGGGUCGGCGUCGUCAACACCGAGGCAGGAAGAAGGAAACCGAGGACGAGAAGGACUUCUGGGGCACUUCGUCCAAGCAUUUUGAAAUGAUACGCAACAGAUAGUGCGGUAUGUUGGGUGUGUCACACUUCCGCCGUCUCUACCCUCUGCAGUCACUCUCGUAGCUUUUGGGCUGGUGGCAGCAACGCAGUGAUGUUGACACAGUUCGCUGCUGCUGCUCACGAUGUGAUCGUGCGCCUGGCAAGCUUUAAAGUUCGGUUCGGAGACGGGUGCACGAAUUGAUUCACGGUGCCGCUUUAAGCUUGCUGUGGCGCAGCUGUGUCCCGUGCGCUCUUCACUUUCCAGUUUGUUCUGCGGUGGGGGCUGCAGCACCAUCGGCUAGAUGGGUGAUUCCCCUCUAUCUGCUGACGCUGGUCUUGCAAUGGAGGACUUCGUCGAAGGUGUAGAGCAUCGUAGUCUCCAUCGCCGGCUUGCGACACUCGAGGCGCUGGCUGCGUGGUUGAGUCCCCACCAGCCUUGUGAGGCUGUCUCCAAGCCGCAGGCAAGAGUGCUGGUGCGACUGCUGGUAAGCGCCCUGUGCAGCGCACAAUAUUUGGAGCGCUCGUGGAUUGUUGGCCUGCACAAGACGAUAUCAAGAGCAGCAAGGUCGGAAAGGUGCCCGACAUUCACGCCAAUGUGUGUCGCGAGCCUGGCUGGUGCUGCCCCUUCGGCAUCAGACGGCAACUCCCAGCUGGCAAUCCUGCGCGUCGCAUGUGUCCUUGUCGAAGCAGCAGCACCUGCUGACGCUGAAGAGGGGGUGCCAGAGUGGGUUCGGAAACUCAUUGCAGCGCAGGCUUCCGUUCAUGAGAGGGUGGGUGCGAAUGGCGACGAAGACAACAGUGCGAAGGCCGAGGUGCUGCUUCACAGAUGCCUCAAGAUGCGUCCUGGUUUACUCGACGUGUAUCUCGACGUACUGACAGCCGAGGACAGAAGUAGUGACAGCCUCAUGGUGCUAUCAGCCAUUGCUUCCUUUACAGUGGAUCUUCCGGCAUAUGAGGGUGAGUUUGCUCGAGACGAAUUGUGGUCUAAAUAUUAUUCUUCAUUUGGUGGUGCUUCCUGCUGAAACUGUCCACCCUCCCGUCCAGUAGUCGACCACGUUACACUCAAACUGUACUUCGCAGUGCAUACCAGGAUAUCACAGCAGUUGUGGCGGCUACGAUGUAAGGGACUCGAUACAACAGAAAACAUGGAUACAGUAGUGGUCCCGAUAUACUGUGUUUGUGUGUGUGUUUUCGUCCUAUUCAUUAUGGCGACAGUCCCCCCAUUUUUCGUGGUGAGACGUGUACUACACUUUUCACCGUACAGUAGCGGCUACGGUUUAAGAGAGGGUCGGUACAAGCCAAUUUCACUCUCUUAAAUCCGGCUUUCUGUUAUAUCGUGUUGGCUACGGUAUAAGAGAGAAUUCUCUUAAACAGUAUCUCACUAUAAGAGAAUAUUCUCUUAUAUCGUAGACAAAACUUAAGGUCGUGAAACAGGGACUCUCGCGCACUGACUACACUCGAAUGCCAAAAUAGGUCAUGAAGAGAGCGUAUCAU